AUGUGUACAUUCUUUUCACCAACACGCGAGGUUUUUUAUGAUGAUUGUGAACAAGUCUUUCGAAUAAGAAUAUGGGAACUGUAUGGAAAUAUGGCAUCUCGGUUAAUACGUUUUUUUACUCGUCAAACAACCAACACACGCACAAAUAAUAAUAAUAAUAAUAAUAAUAACAACAAUAAUAAUAAUAAUCAUUAUAUAAAACAUAGUAAACACAAUGAUAAUACUCUUGAAUUAAUUACAACAAAAAAUCUUUUACAUAGUGUUAAAAAUGGUUUAGUAUGCACUGUGGUUUUUCUUGAUGGGGAAGAUGUCAAUUUUGAAGUUGAUCGUAAAGCAAUAGGAAAAGUUUUAUACGAUAAAGUUUUUAGUCAAAGUGAUAUAAUUGAAAAAGAUUAUUUUGGUUUACAAUACACUGAUACACAUAAUGUUCAGCAUUGGCUCGAUGCUUCAAAAUGCAUAAAAAAACAAUGCAAAAUUGGUCCUCCAUACACAUUCCGUUUGCGUAUUAAAUUUUAUGCAUCAGAACCACAAACUCUACAUGAAGAAUUAACACGAUAUUUCUUUGUUCUACAAUUAAAAGAUGACGUAAGAACGGGAAAAUUAGAAUGUCCCCUUGAUGUAAGCAUUGAUUUGGCCGCAUUAGCGCUUCAAGCUGAAUUAGGCGAUUAUGUCCCAAGCGAACAUUCAGCAGAAACUGUAUCAGAGUUUCGUUUUAUGCCGGACGGAAAACAAACCGAAGACGUUGAAGAAGCAAUUGUUGAGAAAUGGAAAACUUAUCAAAAUUUAACACCUGCUGAUGCCGAAAUACAAUAUCUAAACAGAGCAAAAUGGCUUGAAAAUUAUGGAGUAGAUUUACAUACAGUACUGGUAUUUGGACGAGAUGGCAUGGAAUAUCGUUUAGGAUUGACUCCAACGGGAAUCUUAGUAUUUGAAAAUAAACAAAAAAUUGGUCUCUUUUUCUGGCCGAAAAUAACCAAAUUAGAUUUUAAACAUAAGAAACUAACAGUUGUUGUUGUAGAAGAUGAUGAUAAUGAUCCAAAUCUUCAACGAGAUCAUACAUUUAUAUUUCGUUUAUAUGAUGAAAAGCAAUGUAAACAUUUGUGGACGUGUGCAAUAGAAUAUCAUGGAUUUUUUCGAUGUAUUAAACCACCGAAAGCUAAAUUAAAUACUAAAGAAAAUUUUACAAGAAUGGGAUCUCGAUUUCGUUUUAGUGGACGAACAGAGGCACAAAGUGCAACAGUGAAUUUAACUCGUCGUAGUGUUAAUUUUGAACGACGACCAUCGCAACGAUUUUCUAGGCGUGCUUCUUAUGCCAUACGAAAAAAAUUACAAGAACAAGCACGUCUAAAAGAACAAGAAGAUGAAAGAUUAAGAAGAUUAAAAAUUGAACAAGAAGCCAAAUUAGAAGAACAUAAUUCAGGAAAAAAGUCACCAGAACAUAAACAUUCAUCUGCAUCUACUCACGAUUUGACAUUGUCAUCAUCGAACAAACGUCCAUCUUCUUGGUCAUCGUCACAGAAGAAUUUAAAUUUAUCAGCAUCACAACGUUUAGAUAAUCUAAUACAAGGUGUCAAUGUUACCAAUGAAACAAAAAAACAAUCCUCACAAGAUUUAUUGAUAAAUACUAAAGAUAAUGAACUAACGUCAAGAAAAAAUUCAACAUCUCUUCCAGUAUCAAUGGUACCACCUCCACCAAUACCUCCACGUCAACCAAAAGAUGAUAAACAACAACAACAACAACAUCAACCAGUAUUAUUCAAUAAUCAAUUAAAAACAAACGGUAAAAAUUAUUAUAUUGAAAAUUCAAUUAAAAAUAAACAAUCGAAUAAUUUAAUAGUUAAAGUAGAAUCAGAAGGAAACAACAAUCAUAUGACAAUAAACGAUAAUAAUGAUGAAAAUUUAUUGAUAAAAAUUUCACCACAGCAUAAUAUUAACGGUGUACUUACAAAUGGCCACGUUCGUUCAUCUGUCUCACCAAUCGCAAGAAAGUUAAUUUCAAUUAGUCCUCCUAAAUAUUCAUUAAACGAUGAAUUUUCAUUUGAUAAACUAUCGCAGCCUUCUGUUGUUGUCAAAUCAAAUAAUGUUCAAAAUUCAAUCGAAUCUAAAAGUGUUAACUGUAGUAGCAGCAGCAUUAAUAAAAUAAAUUUAUUAAAAAAAUUUCCAUUAUUAAAUACACCUAUACCUGAGUUCGCUACACUAAGUCGUGCUAGAACUUCUUCAAAUAAUAAUCGAACCUAUGACAAUGUCUUAAACUAUUCAACAUUCAAUAACGAUGAUGUCUAUGGUCGAUUUUAUUUUCGAACAAAACAACAUACUCUACCCUGUAAUAGAACAACAUUUCAAUUGAAAUGUGCUAAUUAUGAUAAUUUAUCAUAUCUUGUUGUUGAUUCAACAAAAACUCAUCGUAAAUGUGCUGCUACUACAUCAAAUACUAAUGAUAAUAACAUUGAUGAUACACACCAACAAUCUGAUAAACCUGUUAUUGUUACACGAACACUGAGUACGUCUAAUAUUCGUAAUGCUUCCGCAACAAUUGUACAAUCAUGUCAUAAUAAUAAUAAUAAUAAUAAUAAUAAUAACAGCACUAAUACACCAUUUUCGACAUCAUUGCCUUUUCACCAUUGUCGUACGUCCAUUCAACACCAACCAAUUACAACAGAAUUAUGA
This is a messenger RNA of Didymodactylos carnosus, 2667 nucleotides long. The record is from the annotation of a GenBank genome assembly. Lineage: Eukaryota; Metazoa; Rotifera; Eurotatoria; Philodinida; Philodinidae.